Messenger RNA from Uloborus diversus, 696 nucleotides. RefSeq lists its product as uncharacterized. NCBI's taxonomy places the organism in Eukaryota, Metazoa, Arthropoda, Arachnida, Araneae, Uloboridae. The record is from RefSeq and is a predicted model, not a curated record. The coding region runs from base 1 to 696 and encodes 231 amino acids. The transcript is spliced from 2 exons.
AUGGCUCGCAGAACUGUUGGGGAAAAAUUUCUUACCCACGAUGAAAUUAUGCAAAUAAUGCAUAGUAUUUCUUCGGAUGAUUCUGGCUCGGAUGCUAUUAAUUCUGAUUUUGAAAGUGACGAUUGCAUACUUGAUACAGAAGAAAAUUCUUUUCAUGCAAUUGAAUCGGACGAAAAUAAGAGUUAUCAAUCAAGCUCUGAAAAUAGUACUGAGCCAGAAGAAGUUUGCUUACCUGUUCCAGGUCGGAAAAAGUUUCGAGGCAGAGGAACACGAACUGAACAGAAUAUAAAUAAUUUGGAUGAGAAUGCCUCGAAAGACGAAGUGGCAAAAAAUGGAACUGUUUGGAAAUCGCUUGACCAAACUACACCUGGAAGACUACCAUCGCAAAAUAUUUUGAAAGAAAAGUGUGGCCCCACAUCAUUUGCAGAAAGAAACGCUGAUCAUGAUUCAGCAACCAGUGUUUGGCGCCUUUUCAUAAAUGAAAAAAUGUUGAAGCACAUACAACAGUGUACCGAAGCAGAAAGCGCAAGAUGCAAAAAUGAUAACUGGAAAGUGACAUUGGCGGAACUAGAUGCAUUUAUCUCCUUGCUUUAUGUUAGAGGCGCUAUGUUAGCUAAAGGGCUUUCUAUUGAUGCUUUGUGUGUGCAAAUGAAGUUUGAUAAAGGUUUUGGUGUUAGAUUUAAUGGAGAUUUAUGA